CAACAUUCAAGCCCGGGGGCGGGGCCCGCGGGCUCCCGGAGGAAGCGGCAGCGCGGCAGCUGCGGGGCGUGGGGGCGGCGGCGGCGGUGGCUGAGGCCAAGGUGGCGGUGGCUGUGGCGGACACAGCGGCACCCCAGCUAGGGACAGGGCUCCGCCGCUCCCCUUUGCAGGCCCCAUGGAGGCGGCAGCGGCGGCGGCGGCGGGUGGGGGCUGCGGCUCCGGGCCGCCGCCGCUGCUGUUGAGUGAGGGCGAACAGCAAUGCUACUCCGAGCUCUUCGCGCGCUGUGCCGGCGCCGCGGGCGGGGGCCCCGGGCCUGGGCCCCCCGAGGCCGCCAGAGUCGCCCCUGGCACGGUUACUGCGGCCGCUGGCCCGGUGGCUGACCUGUUUCGGGCGUCGCAGCUGCCCGCCGAGACGCUGCACCAGAUCACAGAACUGUGUGGUGCAAAGCGGGUUGGUUAUUUUGGUCCAACACAAUUUUACAUUGCCCUGAAAUUAAUUGCUGCAGCACAAUCUGGCCUCCCGGUGCGGAUAGAGAGUAUUAAAUGUGAAUUGCCUCUGCCUCGCUUUAUGAUGUCAAAGAAUGAUGGUGAGAUACGAUUUGGGAACCCAGCUGAGCUGCAUGGAACUAAGGUUCAGAUUCCAUAUUUAACCACGGAAAAAAAUUCCUUCAAAAGAAUGGACGAUGAGGAUAAACAGCAGGAAACACAGUCUCCCACGAUGUCACCCCUCGCCUCCCCUCCUUCUUCCCCGCCUCAUUACCAGAGGGUGCCCUUGAGCCAUGGCUACAGCAAACUGCGGAGCAGCGCAGAACAGAUGCAUCCAGCUCCUUAUGAAGCUAGGCAGCCUCUUGUCCAGCCUGAGGGAUCCUCAUCAGGGGGCCCAGGAACGAAGCCCCUUCGGCAUCAGACUUCCCUUAUCCGGUCCUUUUCAGUGGAGAGAGAACUACAGGAUAACAGCAGUUACCUCGAUGAACCCUGGAGGAUAACAGAAGAACAGCGCGAGUACUAUGUCAAUCAGUUUCGAUCCCUGCAGCCAGACCCAAGCUCUUUCAUUUCAGGUUCUGUGGCCAAGAACUUCUUCACCAAAUCAAAGCUUUCCAUUCCAGAACUCUCCUAUAUAUGGGAACUUAGUGAUGCUGACUGCGAUGGAGCCCUGACCCUGUCUGAGUUCUGUGCUGCGUUUCAUCUCAUUGUGGCUCGGAAGAACGGCUAUCCGUUACCUGAGGGCCUGCCUCCAACUCUGCAGCCAGAGUACCUGCAGGCAGCUUUUCCUAAGCCCAAGUGGGACUGCCAAUUAUUUGAUUCUUAUUCUGAGUCAUUGCCGGCAAAUCAACAACCUCGUGACUUGAAUCGGAUGGAGAAGACAUCUGUUAAAGACACAGCUGACCUUCCUGUCUCUACCCAAGAUGUGACUGGUGAUGACAAACAAGCUUUGAAAAGUACUGUCAAUGAAGCCUUACCAAAGGACGUGUCUGAGGAUCCAGCAACUCCAAAGGAUUCCAACAGUCUCAAAGCAAGACCAAGAUCCAGAUCUUACUCUAGCACCUCCAUAGAAGAGGCCAUGAAAAGGGGUGAGGACCCUCCCACCCCACCACCUCGGCCACAGAAAACCCAUUCCAGAGCCUCCUCCUUGGAUCUGAAUAAAGUCUUCCAGCCCAGUGUGCCAGCCACUAAGUCAGGAUUGUUACCCCCACCACCUGCGCUUCCUCCAAGACCUUGUCCAUCACAGAUUUGGGCAAUUAUGAAUAGUGUUGCUGUGAACAUUUGUAUCCAAGUUGUUGAGUGGUCUGAACAAGUGUCGGAGGCCGAGUUACUCCCACAGCUGAGCAGAGCCCCAUCCCAAGCUGCAGAAAGUAGUCCCUCAAAGAAGGAUGUACUGUAUUCUCAGCCACCAUCAAAACCCAUUCGUAGGAAAUUCAGACCAGAAAAUCAAGCUACAGAAAACCAAGAACCUUCCACUGUUGCAAGUGGGCCAGCUUCUGCAGCAACCGUGAAACCACAUCCAACAGUCCAAAAGCAGUCUUCCAAACAGAAGAAGGCCAUUCAAACUGCUAUCCGCAAAAAUAAAGAGGCAAACGCAGUGCUGGCUCGGCUGAACAGUGAGCUCCAGCAGCAGCUCAAGGAGGUUCAUCAAGAACGAAUUGCAUUGGAAAACCAAUUGGAACAACUUCGUCCAGUCACUGUGUUGUGACCCCGCCCCAUGGUUCAAGUGACAGUGGGUGACCUUGUCUGCCAAGAUCUUUCUUUCAAAUGUUUUGAACCCAACUACAUUGUCCAUAGAUGUUUGACUGUGUCAAAAGCUAUGAGCAGCAAAAUAUAAUCCAUAUGACCUUUUCUCUUGCACUUCACUUGUAUGUUUUACUGUGGUGGAAAAAAUACUUCAACUGAUUAUCACACUUGAAAUGGUAAUUAUGAGUGGAAUUUGUCUCCUAUUCUUAAGUACUUCUUCAAGGUGUUAGAUGCUGCUCCUUACCAAAAAUCAGUUUUCUAGCAAAUAAAAAUAACUGAGAGCAUUAUUUAUUUAAAGAAUUUAUGAUUUGCAUAAAACCUUGUAACCAAGUAUCUUCAGGUACUUUCAGGAUGCUUUUUGUGUGUAUAUCACAUACAGUAGGUUGGUUUCCUGAAUAAUUGGGAUUCCAACUAGAUAGUCGUUGGUGUGACGAUAACAAAAACAAAAGCUAAAAUAAAAUAAGAGCAUCAGAUUUAGACUGGCGCUGUGCCCCUCCACCACUAUAUGCCAAAAUGGCUUCUCUAGUGCCAUUUUGAUAUUAUAUCUAGCUAUAAUAAUAUAUGACUAUUGUUUCCUCUUGAAUGUCAAAGACUUAUUGGGUCUUACACCUCUGUAAAGUGGAAGUUUUGGCAAUGAGCUAUUUAACUUGGCCAAGCUAGACCAUCAAGCCAGACAACUCAGUCCUUUUAUGUAAAUUUUGGGCAAGAGAAGUUUGCUUUGACUGCUUCGCCUGAUCAAAUUAAAUAAAUAGUUGCCAGAUCUCUACUUUUAUCCUGCAUGGGAUAAUAUAUCUGUAAGUGCAUGAGUUUGGAAACCACCCAUCAAAUAUGAAGGCUGAUGAGACUGUUAGGUCUUGAUAAACGUUUGUUGUUUGAACCCAGGUAUCCAAACUGGGGAAGAAGGGGAAGUGGUUGUUACCACAAUCUCUAGUAGUUAUUUUAAUUUUUCUUUUAACCUGGAUUGCAAAUGUAUUGGGUAUGAAGAGAUAAUGAAAGAAAGUGGUCCUCAUGGUUGAUAUAUGACUGUUUUGUUCUCUGUAAGUAUACUCUUGGGAAGUGAUUGGUUUAUAUCAGAUUCAGAGGAGCCCAAUUAACUUCAGUGUAGGUGAUGUAAGACAGUAAGCUCAAAUUGCAGAAGCCAGUAUUCUACAGAAAUUUUAAGUACCUACUGCUUCUCCUGAAAGCCCAGGUGAAAAUGGGACCACAGAGUCACAGGGCCACUGACCCUCACAGGGCACGUCAGCAUUAACACCAGAGAGACUAAUGACAAGAAAUGCUGUCUCUUGUGCAUUUUACUAAUUUCCCCAUUCUUAGGGUAUCAGGGUGGGGGUGUGUGUACAGGGUCUUUGAAGGCCGUUUUGGAUAGGUUUACAAUAUGUAGGAUUCAGCCUUUGAUUUCAAUAGAGCUGAGAGCUUUUAGAACAAGUAGGCAUUUAUUAAUGUUUCCUUCGUCCAUUGGCAAGCUUUAUCAAUAGCUUAAUGGCAGAGGAGAAAGGCUCAAACAGAUGAUGUUUUUCCACAGAAAAACAAAUUGUUGAAUCUAUUCCAUGCAUAUUUAAGGAUUUUGAAUUGAUUUGAUUUGAAAAUCAUGAAUAUUGGACUAUUUCUCUAUUCCCUUUUUUCUCCCCAUUUGCUGCCUUUUUUGUUUUUUUUUGGGGAGGGGAAGGGUUGGGAAUAAGUUUAAACUCUCUCUAAGAUUAUGAAUGGGUCAGUGCAAAGUUUUAGGCAACUGCUUUUUCCAUGUUCUGAGAUCUAGGGGACUACAACAAAUUUAUCAGCAGUUUUUUUAUUUUUAUUUUUUUAAGACAGAGACUUGCUUUGUUGCCCGGGCAGGAGUCUGGUGGCACAAUCUCAGCUCACCACAACCUCUCCCUCCUGGGUUCAAGCAAUUCUCAUGCCUCAAGCCUCCCAAGUAGCUGGGAUUACAAGGUGCCCACCACCAUACCCAGCUAAUUUUUGUAUUUUUAGUAGAGGCGGGGUUUCACCAGGUUGGCCAGCUGGUCUCAAACUCCUGACCCCAAGUAAUCUGCCCGCCUUAGCCUCCCAAAGUGCUGGGAUUAUGGGCAUGAGCCACUCUGCCUGGCUAUCAGCAGUGUUCUUACUGCAGGCAUUUCACAGCAUGUUUGGCUUUUGGUAAAUUCAAUCCGGGAAAGACUAGCAUGUGUACUUUAUCUUGUAAUCUUCCAGUACAUAUGCUCUCAGUUGGGAUAGCACUUCAUUUCCAUUAGCAGAUGUAUAAACUAAGGAAUGUUAAUCAGCACUAUUCAUUAAAAAAAUAUGGACAUGCUUUUCCCCUCCCUCCAUGAAGUCAGUGCCACAGUGAGCCAAAUUAGGAGAUUGGGGUUUGUUUGCUUGGCUUGGUUUCCAUUAACGGAAAAAAACUUGCAUUGGACAAUCAGAUUCCCCCGAGUUUCAUAACCUCAUCAAUAUUUUAAGAUAGGCAAGCACACAUUAAUAAUAUUUAUACCAACCUUCUUGGGUGGACUUAAUUGUAACCAGAGUUUAUUAGUUACUUACAAGUGGAGUUUUAAAAAAACAGUUAAGUGUGUGUGUGUAAGGCACAAGUAAUGACGCACUGCUGUUAUUACCUAAGUAGUGCUUAUCCUCUCUUUCUAUAUUUUCUUAGGAUGUGCACUUUUAAUUUAGGAUUAUAAUGCCUGAUAAUAUUUCUGUGAGCCUUUAAUGUGAUUUAUAGGGUGGCUGAGUUACUGAAAUCACCGUUAUACCUCUUCUAUAAAACGACUCCAAAAUUAGACCUGCCUGUUGGGGAGAAUUCUAUAGGCAGAAGGUCAGUGUUGCCCCCAUCUAUAGGGGUUGAAUUACCUUGCUGUUAAGUGGUCUUCCCCCAUUGGGAUCCUAUAGUCCCACAGGUGAAAGCACAGUAGUAGCUGACAGCCAGCUUAUUGGGUCCCUUGGCAUCUUGUAUGUUGCAUAAUGCUUUUGCCACUUUCUUAUCCAGCAGACAUCAAAGCAAGCCCAAAAGUAGAUAUCUGGAAUAAUGUGUAUAUUGUAAUUGAGGCAGAUAUUUACCUUAAUUGGAAGGAUCUAAUGCUUUACAAAUAUUAAGCAAGUGCUUGGGCAUGAUUGAGAGAGGAGGCAGCUUAGCUGGAAGCUGUGCCCAUCUUACUGUCACUGGAGAAUAGCAUGUCAGAGCUGGGCAGGCAGUACUGGUACCCAUCACUUACAUUUUACAUGUGGGGAAACCAAAGUCCUAAGAAACAACAGUUCCUGGCCCCAAAAAUCCAUAGAAAGAGGUAACUAGUGGCAGAUUUGGGAUGCCAGUCUGAAUUUCUGUUUUUGAGUUAGACUCUCUAAGCUUGAUCAAUACUAAAAUAGAUUAAAAGGUUUUUUUUUUUCUGUUUAUCAUGUUGAAUUUCCUUGACUUAAUUAGUCUUUAAAUUUGAAAACAUCUUUUAGGGAGUUUAGUUCUAGAAAUUUCUCUUGGAUUGAAGUGACAAAGUCUAAAAGAAAAGAAUAUGAUUGAACUAUUUGUUUUUCUGAACACCUCACCUUUUAUGAUGCAAUAAGUUACUCUGAGUUUCUUGGCAGAGAUUUUGAUAGCUGUUGCUUUCAGUGGAUUCCAUUCCUAUAUUCCUUAUGGGAGUUUUGUUUUAAAAUAGACUACUGUGAUUGAAAUGAGCUCAAUAUGUAGUUAAGUUAUAGUUUUCUUCAAUAUAUUUUAGUUACUUGGGUCACAAAUGUUCAAUUUCAGCAUAUUUUAGGGUGAGUAAUAAAAAAUGUGAAUUUGCCUUUGAUUUCCUACCACCAUCUGAACUAUCAUAGAGCAUUCUUCUCUUUAGUUGUGAUUUGAUUCUGUAGUCUGUUUCUAAAUGACAUUUGUCUGUUUCUGAAAUGAUUUCACAGCCAUGGUAAUAAUAGAUAUGUACUCAGAAGAUCAAUAAGGUAAUAUUGGAAUUUAUGUGUUUUUUGCAAUUAAGGCAGGCAUUUGCUAAUGUUUUCUUUAAGCAGUAGUUGAAAAGAUCUCAAUUACAGUAUAACACCUUAGAGCUAAAAACAUUUGUUCAACACAAACUAGAAUCACACCUUCUCACUAGAUAUCACCAAGGGAAUGUGGUUUUAAAAAAUAAAAAGAAAAGAGUAUAAUAUAUACUAGCAACUAGAUCUUCCCAUAUUAUUGACAAGUAGGGCUAUUUAGGUUGCGGUUUGAACAUUCUGAAUGUGAAUAAAAUGAAAUAAUAGUUAAGAGGUCUUUUCCCGCUCUGUUUAAAGAGAACAUUAGUAACUUUGGUUUUUCUUUUUAACUGCUUUACUGUUUCAAGUGUAUUCUUUUAAACUCUGCUUUCAAAGGAUCAGUUGAAUUUAUACUUUAUUAUGGGCGUUUUGUUAUGUUUUGUUUUGUGUCAUAACUCAGUAUCGUUCAACUUCCUAGUAAGAAGUGGGAAUUUGUGGUUUUGGAGUCCUCAGCUCACAUAUCUUGCUCCUCCUUCAGCAUAAGCUAAGCGAGAUAACCACCAGCACUGAUAGAUUAGUCAUUGAUGGCAAUUUGAAGGUGGGUAUUACUCUGUUAGCCACCCCGCUUCACUUGUUUGUAAGGAGAAAUGGAAUCCAAUUAUGUGAAUUUCCUGAGAGCAGCAGACAUGGAGGGCCAGACUUUAAAAACAAUGCAAGCAGAUUCGAAGAGCUACUGCCCUCCCCUAAAAGAGGCUUUUGGAGGCUGCCUUACAUGCAUGCCCUAAAGCAGCCAGUCUGUUAGUAUGAGUAAGACAUCCGAAGUACGUAGUUGCUUUUAGGGCUUGUAUUGUUAUUUUCUAUGUAUGCUAAUACACAUGAUGAUAAAGGAACCUUUUCUAGGAGGCAUUGCAUGAUUUCAAUACACAGGACAUGCUCUAGUUAAAGCCUUGCUCUGCUGUCAACAACUGGGGAAUGCUCAUUUUUUCAUGUUUUGGAAUACUCUGGUCUUGCUGUAAGCUAAUGUCAUGACUGUCAGAGAUUAGAGAGAGUGGGUUUAUGACUCUGAAGACCAGAAGACAUCAGACUUUAGAAGGGCUUAAAUUGGAAUUUGGGAACUACAUUAAAGAAACCUUCAGGUACCAGUUACAUCCUGAAGCACUCUGUUGAACAACAGGGCUAGAUCCUAAAGCUGUUUCAGGGAGCUCUGUCCUGGGGCUGGAACAAUUGAUGCAACAACCUCAUUGUGUGGAGACUGGAUCAACUGAGUUGUGUUAUUUUGUUUAAAGUCACCUUGUCUGAGAGCCUCAUUGCAUCUAUCUUGGGAACUGGGUUAUACCCUUUUCUUUAGCACUGCCAUCCUUUUUGUCUCAGCACAAAUAAGAUGUUCAAGUGAGCAGAGGCAAGAAGAGCCAUUUUAGUUUUCAUAGCUAUUGGCCAAGAGAGAUAAUGAGCUGAUGGUCUAUUUUAACCUGAAAGUAAAAAUGUAUAUUUUUUCACUACAAGUACAUUGAACAGUAAAAAGUAUAACAGCAAAGUAUAUAUUUGAUGCCUUCUGUCUUUUCAUGAUAAUGUGCUAACAAGUUGUGUUAAUAUUUUACUCAGCCAGAGUCUCAUUCAUUUGCUAAGCAUUGGGAACAUUAUGUAUAUUGACCUUAAACAUAGGUAUCCUAUAUUUGGAUUGUGACUUGUAAACUCAAGCUAACCUUACUGCCUCUUUUUCACACUUGUUGAAAAGUCUGUGAAGAACAUAGUAAGUUAAAGAUCUCCAACUUUGGAAAAUACACAUGAUGUGAAACUGGGGUGCUAUGUUAAAAAUAAAUGUAUGAUAACUAA
Callithrix jacchus (white-tufted-ear marmoset) is the source of this 7974-nucleotide messenger RNA. RefSeq names its product RALBP1 associated Eps domain containing 2 (gene REPS2). Gene Ontology annotation, biological process: endosomal transport; endocytosis. Gene Ontology annotation, cellular component: plasma membrane; cytoplasm. The record is from RefSeq and is a predicted model, not a curated record. NCBI's taxonomy places the organism in Eukaryota, Metazoa, Chordata, Mammalia, Primates, Cebidae. Gene Ontology annotation, molecular function: protein binding; calcium ion binding.